AUGACGAAGCGCACCAAGAAGGUCGGUAUCACGGGUAAAUAUGGUACCAGAUACGGUGCCUCCCUGCGUAAGCAGGUGAAGAAGAUGGAAGUGUCCCAGCACGCCCGUUACAUCUGCACCUUCUGCGGAAAGAACACCGUCAAGCGCAAGGCUGUUGGUAUCUGGGAGUGCAAGGGUUGCAACAAGACCGUCGCCGGUGGUGCCUACACCGUCUCUACCCCCGCCGCCGCCGCCACCCGCUCCACCAUCCGUCGUCUCAGAGAAAUCGCGGAGGUUUAA
Aspergillus vadensis CBS 113365 is the source of this 279-nucleotide messenger RNA. Its product is annotated as 60S ribosomal protein eL43. Lineage: Eukaryota; Fungi; Ascomycota; Eurotiomycetes; Eurotiales; Aspergillaceae. Gene Ontology annotation, cellular component: ribosome. The transcript is spliced from 4 exons. The record is from RefSeq and is a predicted model, not a curated record. Gene Ontology annotation, molecular function: structural constituent of ribosome. Gene Ontology annotation, biological process: translation. The coding region runs from base 1 to 279 and encodes 92 amino acids.